This is a messenger RNA of Suillus plorans, 1407 nucleotides long. RefSeq names its product FAS1 domain-containing protein. The record is from RefSeq and is a predicted model, not a curated record. Lineage: Eukaryota; Fungi; Basidiomycota; Agaricomycetes; Boletales; Suillaceae. The coding region runs from base 1 to 1407 and encodes 468 amino acids. Gene Ontology annotation, cellular component: fungal-type vacuole membrane. Gene Ontology annotation, biological process: macroautophagy. The transcript has 6 exons.
AUGAGAAUUCAUAAUCUUGUGCCCAUACUCUGUGUUGGAGGCGCGUAUGCUCUUCCUACGCUUUCCUGGCUUCCGCAAUUUCCCGUCGAGGGGCUAGUUCGCUGCUGGGGCAUAUUUGCUCCCCUUUCGGAGGACAGGACAAUUUACCAGGUUUUGAAAGACGACGAAAGGUACUCGCGUUUAGUCAAAGCCAUCAACUUAAGCGACGGGGUCACCGACCUUUUGGACGACCCUGCAGCCAGCAUCACUUUUUUUGCGGUUCCAAAUACAGGUAUUCCACAUCGUCAGCCCUCGCACGGGGAUGACGACGACAAUCAUCAACUCGAUUUCGCAUCUCUCGCACCUAAGCAUGGGGAUGAGCGUGAUAUCGCUUAUGACCUUGGCCGCCUCGUCCUUCAGGUUGAAGAACUUGAUAACAUCCCUGAGUCUCGUGACAAGGACCACCGUAAGGAGGCACUUGGCCGCAUCAUUCGCGCUAUCCUCGCGUAUCACAUCCUGCCUGAGAAGUUGGAUUCUACUGCGCUCGUUCAAAACUCUACAUACGCAACGAAUUUGACAUUGAAUGAUGGGAGCAUGGACUAUCAACCAUUGCGCUUGAGUGUUCAGAGCACGAUUGUUCCCCCUCGACUCAGGAUUAAUACCGUGGUAGAUGUCAUAAAGCGCGAUACUGAGGCUAGCAAUGGUGUCAUCCACAGUAUCAACAUCCCACUCUUGCCUCCCCCUUCCUUGUUCAGUGAAAUGUUUGCUUUUCCCGAAGUCUUCUCAUACGUGACGUCUGCUAUUCAGCGCGUGGGCUUAACUGGCGCAGUUGAUUAUUGGCGGAUUCCCGGCAAAGAUUGUCAUAUAUCAUUCGUCGGCGCAGAAAUUGCCACUUUCUUUGCCCCCACAUCAGGAGCAUUCCAGCGUCUUCCCAAGAAAUUAAGAUUUUUCUUAUUUUCGCCCUUUGGCGCUAAAGCGCUCAGGAAACUUCUGGAGUAUCAUGUUGUGCCUCAACUCGUGCUGCACACAGACUACGUGCACAAUGCUACAUCUUAUACUGCCUUCAUUGAUGACCAGGAAGCUGGCGUCUUCGUAGAUUCUCCCAGUAACCCUUUAUAUGCCUACAAUCUCACCCUUCCCACCCUGCUGGAGAACCAUUCCUUAAAUGUUCAGGUUGCCCGCUACAAAGCCAAGAUUCCUCUUCCUGGUCCUGCCCGCUACUUCACCAGGUUUGUGGUCAACGGUCACGACGUUGGACCGUAUGACAUCCCCGCUCGGAAUGGCGCUUUGCAUGUCAUUACGAACCUGCUCGACCCUCGUGGCCAUCAUAAAGAAAACCAUAAACACCGUGGACAUGAACAUGAAUCGGUUGACGUCGACUGGGAGGAUUGGGAGGAGUGGCUGCCACAAUGGGCCAUGCAAGAUUAA